ACUGGGGAUCCCCAAAGAAAGGAAACCAGGGCCUUGGCUGCUGGGGUGAAGGCACAGGCCAUGAAAAGGAAUGACAUCAUUGACUUCAAGGCUUUGGAGAAAGAGCUGCAGGCUGCACUCACUGCUGAUGAGAAGUACAAACGGGAAAAUGCUGCCAAGUUACGGGCAGUGGAACAGAGGGUAGCUUCCUAUGAGGAGUUCAGGGGUAUUGUCCUUGCAUCACAUCUGAAGCCGCUGGAGCAGAAGGACAAGAUAGGAGGAAAGAGGACUGUGCCCUGGAACUGUCACACUAUUCAGGGAAGGCCCUCCCAGGAUGAAACCACUGAAAUCUCCCCGGAGAAAACGCUCCUCCAGCCCGAGACCUCGGCUGAGUUCUACCGUGAUUGGCGGCGAUACUUGCGGAGUGGGCCAGAGCGCUACGAGGCCCUGCUGCAUCUCGGGGGCCCAAAGCUGGGCCGCCUCUUCCAGAUGGAUGUGGGGUUUGGACUUCUAGGGGAGAUGCUGAUGGCACUGGCUGAUCAUGUGAGGCCAGCUGACCGGUGGGUGGUGCUGGGGAUCCUGCGCAGCCUGGCCAGCACUGGCCGCUUCACCCUGAACCUGAGCCUGAUGAGCCAUGCGGAGAGAGAGAGCUGCAGAUCCUUGUUUCAGAAGCUGCAGGCCAUGGGCACCCCCAGCCUGGAGGGGCGGGGUCUGGGGGAGCAGCCUGGUGGGCUCCAGGAGGAGGAGAGUCUUCUGCAAGAGCUGCUAAGGCUGUAUCAUGUGGACUGA
Molecule: messenger RNA, 768 nt
Organism: Eubalaena glacialis (North Atlantic right whale)
Lineage: Eukaryota; Metazoa; Chordata; Mammalia; Artiodactyla; Balaenidae
Gene: DNAAF19
Product: coiled-coil domain containing 103
Exons: 4
Coding region: 61-768 (235 amino acids)
Biological process (GO): inner dynein arm assembly; epithelial cilium movement involved in extracellular fluid movement; determination of left/right symmetry
Cellular component (GO): outer dynein arm
Source: RefSeq, a predicted model, not a curated record